AUGUCAUCUCUCUUCAAAUAUUCUGCGGUCCUGCGGACCAUCAAGGCGCGUGAGCGCUGUCACAGAUUGAAGAAAGAGAAGAAGAAGGUGUUCAAGCAUGAGAAGACAGAUUACAAGACAUGUUAUAAUGUCUUGAAGAGGCUUCAUAAGAGAGUAGAAUAA
Messenger RNA from Blastomyces dermatitidis ER-3, 162 nucleotides. RefSeq lists its product as uncharacterized. Lineage: Eukaryota; Fungi; Ascomycota; Eurotiomycetes; Onygenales; Ajellomycetaceae. The record is from RefSeq and is a predicted model, not a curated record. The transcript has a single exon. The coding region runs from base 1 to 162 and encodes 53 amino acids.